CCACUCCUUCCUUUUACUUGUGCCGCUUUAACCUCUUUCUGUUUAAAAAUAAAUUUAAUUUUAGUAUUUAAUUAAUCAUUCAGCAUAUUGAAUUUUGCUCUGAUAUCGCUUUCUGACUUUACUCUGAUACCACUUUAUUAAAAAUAGUGAAUUAUACAAAUAAGUACAACUUUAUAUAAUUUGAAAGAAAAAUAAAAAAAGAAAUAUAUUAUUUCACUUUUACUAAUUUAUCUUAUUCUUUUACUCACUUAACUAUUCUCUCUGGGUAUAAUACAUGAAUUUACAUAUAUUCUAAGACAUGCCUAACCAAUUACAUUUUUAUACCUAAUUACACCCACUACAUGACAUUUAGUGGGUGUAAGUUUAUGACUCCCACUUCCUCUUCAGUAAUUUGUCAAUCAGCCGCUGGUACUGGUGCCGCUUUUACUGGUAAACCCACUCCUUUCGCUUUUACUAGUGCCGCUUUAACUUCUUCCUCUUCCUCUUCCUCUUCCAGAACUUUGUCAAUCACCCGCUGCUAUUGACUAUCAUCAAAUGAUUCGUUCCAGAACGACUAUCAUCAGUGAUGAUAAUGCAAUUCAUCCACUGGUUCCUGCUGAAAAUCAAAAACCCUGUGGUGUCGCUGGUACUCCAUUACUCCAAGUUUCAGUACCUCCAUGGGAAAGUUGGGGUCUAGAGGGUCGGAGUACUACUACUUCACUGAGAAAUAAUAGAAUCGAACAGGUUCAAGCUAAAGAUCACGUGAUAACCAUUUUUUCAACACCACAAUACAGCAAUAAUGGAGAGGCAACCUUCGUCUCCGACUUCAAACAUAUGAAACCCCAAAUGUAAAGAGACAUCACAAUGGGAAAGCAUCCUGAUCAUGAGUUUAAACUCGACGUUGAAGAAGAAGAUGAUACAGCAGACUAAAAGCGGAUUAUCAGUGCCCGUGGGAACACCAUUCUUCAUGUUGCCUCCAGUUUAGGCCAUUCGGGCCUUGUCGACCAGAUACUCAGCAGGCACUCUAAUUCCAACCUAAUCUUCAACAGAAACACCACUGGCAACCUUGCUCUCCAUUUGGCUGCUGCUGCUGGCCAUCAAACUGUCGUCCAGAUUCUGGUUCGUCAUGCAGAAGCUUAUGGUUCGCUGGAUCUACUCGUCCAAGAAAAUGAGGACAAGAAUACUGCAUUGCAUCUUGCCAUUAAAAAUCAUCACCACGAAUUGGCUAUUUUCUUAGUUGAGAAGAAUCCAGAUGCCACCAUAAGAGUAAACCGCGAAGAAGUUUCUCCCUUGUAUAUGGCCGCUGAAGCAGGCGAUGUGGAGCUUGUGAACACUGUGCUCCAGAAAAGACCUGCUGAUGAGAUGGGAUUUUUCCAAGGCAAGUCACUUGUUCAUGCUGCCAUUCAAGGGAUGAACAAAGACGUCUUAGAUGCCGUAAUGAGGCACCAAUCCUCUAACAUGCCAACAGAUGUCUUACACAUGGUAAAGAGAUAUCAGACAACUUCCAUUGCUACUUCUGUGGAUGGAAGGCCUUCUUACUGUAUUUCAUUCGAUGAUGGAGUGAAGAGUGAGACAUCAUUUUGUUUUGUUCUGCUUGAUGAAGAAGGGAAGACUCCUCUUUCCUUUGCAUCCUCCAUUGGUUACCUAAAAGGUGUUUGCUACUUCUUAGACAAAUCUUUUGAUGCAACAUACACAAGAGACCAGGAUGGGUCUUAUCCCAUUCACGAGGCAUCCAAGAGAGGCCAUGUCAAGAUUAUAAAAAAGUUUAUCCAACGCUGCCCUGAUUCAUGGGAGCUGCUCGACAGAGAAGGUAAAAAUAUUCUUCAUGUGGCUGCUGAGAGUGGGAAAUGGAAUGUUGUAAAGUACAUUCUUGGGACAUCCGGGCUUGCCAUGCUUAUUAAUGAAAGAGAUAAAAAAGGAAACACCCCACUGCAUUUGGCAACCAAGAAUGGGCAUGCUCGGGUUGUGACUAUCAUGACAUGGGACAAUAGGGUUGACUUGGCCUAACAGCUUUGGAUGUUUCAGAUAACGACAGUGAGACAGCAUACUCAUUUGAAAGGCGGCUGACAUGGCUAGCCCUGAGAUAUGCUGGCGCACCACAAGCUAAGAACCUGAGUACUUCCAGAGUGAGCAAGCAAUCUCCUUCCAUGAUGAAAACCCAAAGACCAAAGCGUCAGCAUGAGCCACUCAACAUGGAAAGUUACAAAGACAGGGUCAACACACUGUUGGUGGUGGCAACACUAGUGGCCACUGUGACCUUUGCGGCUGGUUUCACGAUGCCAGGAGGAUUUAACAGUUCCGAUGAUCCACACAAAGGCAUGGCAGUUCUCCUUGAAAAGCGUAUGUUCUGCGUCUUCCUCAUAAGUAAUACCAUAGCUAUGUAUAGUUCCAUCAUUGUUGACAUUCUUCUCUUUUGGGCACUUAUGAAUGAUCUAAGAUUGGGCCUCAGUUCUCUCGAAGUAGCAGUACCCUUGUUGGGAAUAUCUCUUUUAAUGGUCUCCUUGGCCUUCAUGGCAGCUAUUUAUCUAGUAGUGAGCAACCUCACUUGGCUUUCCGCUGUUGUUCUAAUCAUUGGCUCUCUCUCUCUCCUCACUCUUUCGCUACUAAUUCUUCCUCUCUCCUUCCCAAUUUCCUUGCACCAUCGCAUCUCUCCGUACAUCAUCCGCUAUCCAUUUUAUCUUUUGAUAUUAGUAAUGGAAAGAAUCAGUACCAAGGAAUAAUCAGAUGCAUGCCCUCUUUCUGGCCUUUUGUGAAAUGCAAAAAUUUGGUUGUAUUGUCUAAGGCCUCAUCCAUCUGUUCUGUAGUAUUGCUGUCCUUGUUGGUUUAGUGUGUGUGUUUGCAUAAGCAGUUUGUGCGUGUAAGCUUGCGGUUUUUUAUGUUCUUGAUAACUGGUCUUUUGGAGGGAAUGGUCUACUCCCUUGUACUCUGAGGAUUCACCCUCUGUUUACUACUAGUUUUUGUUUAAUAUUUGCUUUAUGUUGUAAUGAGCCAACUGGAAUGAUAUCUUAUCAGAGCAGUGGUAUUUGGACUUAAACUUUUGGCAGAAUACUUGAAUAUAAUAUAUUUGAUCUAACUUUUUUUAUA
This is a messenger RNA of Cornus florida, 3063 nucleotides long. RefSeq names its product protein ACCELERATED CELL DEATH 6-like. Gene Ontology annotation, molecular function: protein phosphatase regulator activity; protein phosphatase 1 binding. Lineage: Eukaryota; Viridiplantae; Streptophyta; Magnoliopsida; Cornales; Cornaceae. The record is from RefSeq and is a predicted model, not a curated record. Gene Ontology annotation, cellular component: plasma membrane. The transcript has 3 exons. The coding region runs from base 1276 to 1986 and encodes 236 amino acids.